Molecule: messenger RNA, 1419 nt
Organism: Penicillium brevicompactum
Lineage: Eukaryota; Fungi; Ascomycota; Eurotiomycetes; Eurotiales; Aspergillaceae
Exons: 2
Coding region: 1-1419 (472 amino acids)
Source: RefSeq, a predicted model, not a curated record
AUGUAUAAACUGAAUCAACCCGACGUGAGGGAUCACACGGCGCGCCAGCCGCUUUCGCCUUUGACUAUCAAUACUUCAGCGCCCGCCUCCCCGGCUGUGUCGCUCUUCUCGGUGGCCGGUCACAAUCGGGUCUCGAGCUCGGUGUCUUCGCUCGUCUCCACUCCCGGUCUGGGGAACUCUCUCGACAGUCCCAGUCGGAGUCAUUUGACCGGUGUGAAGGAAGAGGAAUGCACGCGCGACUCAUUAGAAGAUCACUACUUCCAACACUUCGAUUACGACAUGUCGGCCGAAGAGUCAUACUUCGCCCCAGUGGACCGUUCAGACACCUACGAUCUGAGCGACACCGGCAUGGAAACUGCACCCUCACCGAAGAAGCGUCGCUCGGAUAGUGUAUCGAUGAAAGGCGUCUCGCGCAUCAACUCGCACAUCUCCACCAUGUCAGCGCGCUGGAAAAAGCGCGGCUCAGGCGGCGAGGCCGAUAUGUUCCCAGACGAUCUCCGCUCGCGCGCCAACUCCACCGCUUCCUCCGCCCUCGCCAGCCCGAUCACCAGUCCCGUGCCCAUGAGCCGAGUCGAUUCAAUCCCGCCAUCCCCCGCGCGAACCAUCUUCGAAGGUCGCGCCAGCGAGUCCGGCACCCGCCCAAUCGAUAUCUCCCACGCAAACAGCUUCCAGGAAGACGCCGACGGCGACGCCCAGGCCACAACACCCCUCCUCCCACCUUUCAUGGGCGACGACCCAACCAGCAUCAUCGCAUCCCGCGUCCAAUCUCCCCUCCAAUCUCCCUCCGUCGCAGACGUGAGCGAACACCAUUACCCAGUAGCAACCGACCCCCGCUUCAUGGGAAUCCUCCCAUCACCCCCUCUAUCCUCAAAACCCUCCAUCGCCUCCUUCAACCGGCCUCGCGCAAGCACAGUCCGCACCGUCUCCGGCGACGCCACACCCUUCGUCCUCUCAGACCCAAACGACGAAUGGGCUAAUAAACUCGGCCACGCCAAUUUCACUAUCUCCCCAGAACCAUACAUGCCACCCGUCCACGAUAUGGACUCUUUCCAGCAACUGCGCGCGGACUGGGAUAUCGCCCGCUGCAAUUUCGCUAAGCACCUAGUGCGCACUGGCGAACAUUACGGCGUCACUUCUUACAUCUACAAACUUACUGUUGAGAAGUGGGAAUCCAUUAAUGCGGACUGGCAAUCUCACUACGACGCCUUGCUUAACCAGCUAGGAUGCGAUGGCGUCGCUUUGACCCUCACGCAAUCUCACCCGUGCUCGGUGCGGGUCCCGCGUCUGCAUGAAGACAAAUUUCCUGAAAUGGGCGAUGAGGAUAUCGUUGGUCCCAUGACUGUUGCCGGGUGUCGUGCGAAGUCCGAGAAAAAGAGGAAUUUCUUUCGCUUUUUCCAGGAUCUGGUUUCGAGACCUUGA